AUGGCGGGCUGCGGGGCGGCCGCGGCCUCCCAGCGGUCCGCUAAUGCCAGCUCUCGCUUUGCCUUCCAGGACUUGACGUUCCUGACGAAGCAGGAGAUCCUCCUAGCCCACAGGCGGUUUUGUGAGCUGCUUCCCCAGGAGCAGCGGAGCGUGGAGCAGUCACUUCUGGCACAAGUGCCCUUCGAGCAGAUUCUCAGCCUUCCAGAGCUCAAGGCCAACCCCUUCAAGGAGCGAAUCUGCAGGGUCUUCUCCACCUCCCCAACCAGAGACAGCCUUAGCUUUGAGGACUUCCUGGACCUCCUCAGUGUGUUCAGUGACACAGCCACGCCGGACAUCAAGUCCCAUUAUGCCUUCCGCAUCUUCGACUUUGAUGAUGAUGGAACCUUGAACAGAGAAGACCUGAGCCGGCUGGUGAACUGCCUCACAGGAGAGGGCGAGGACACACGGCUUAGUGCAUCUGAGAUGAAGCAGCUCAUCGACAACAUCCUGGAGGAGUCUGACAUUGACAGGGAUGGAACCAUCAACCUCUCUGAGUUCCAGCACGUCAUCUCCCGUUCUCCAGACUUUGCCAGCUCCUUUAAGAUUGUCCUGUGACAGCAGCCCCAGCGUGUGUCCUGGCACCCUGUCCAAGAACCUUUCUACUGCUGAGCUGUGGCCAAGAUCAAGCCUGUGUUGCCAGCGCGGACCACGCUGGCCCAGCCUGGAGCUGGCACUGUGCAGCCUCACCCCGGGCAGGGGUAGCCCUCCUUGUCAGGGCCUCUCCUCACUACCAUUGUCAUUGCUCCAUUUGUGUUUGUACUAAUCAGUAAUAAAGGUUUAGAAGUUUGA
Mandrillus leucophaeus (drill) is the source of this 828-nucleotide messenger RNA. RefSeq names its product calcium and integrin binding 1 (calmyrin) (gene CIB1). The record is from RefSeq and is a predicted model, not a curated record. Bases 1 to 594 code for a protein of 197 amino acids. The transcript has 7 exons. Lineage: Eukaryota; Metazoa; Chordata; Mammalia; Primates; Cercopithecidae. Gene Ontology annotation, molecular function: calcium ion binding.